AUGCAACCUAAUGCAGACCAGAGAAUCGCUCUCAACCGUGCACGACGACCCUGCAACGUCGGCCGCCCGGCCGCCCGCCCGACCUCUUUGGCUUCCAACCCCCCUCCCCCCUUGGGACUCUCGUCGUCACAUCCGCCCUGCCUGUGGUUUUCGUUUCUCCGAGUGGCUUUCUCUUUCGGGCUAUCAUUUCCGGAUCGCACCAAAACAACCGACGAGGAAGAAGGAAGCGGCCGGGGGUCGGGGAGCCUGGAGCCCGGGAAACCCAACGGGCCCAGCUGGAUGUGUGCAGCCCCAAAGGGGUGGAGCGGUAACAUGGUGCAGCCAGGUAGCAGUGACUGUAGCAUGAUGGGAGACGAUUCUUCCCUCGGCAGAGCCGCUGCCCCCCAUCUGCCGGCUGAACUGGCAGGACACGAGGUGAUCCAGCACUUCUUGGCCGAGAACAGAGACCUCAAAGAAGCCAUCCGGCAGAGUAACCACAUGCUACGGGAACGCUACCGGGAGUUCCUGCAGUUCCACACUUCCCACAAGGAAGAGAAGGAUUUCCUCAUGCGCAAGUUCCAGGAGGCGCGGAUCGUCGUGGAAAGCUUGCAGUUGGAACGGGCAGAGCUGAGAAGGCGGCUGGAGGAGGCCAUCCGGGAACUGGAGCCGCUGAAGAGCCAACGGGCGACUUUUCGGCCAUCUUCUCCAGAGAAAGGGACCUCUGGAGCACAAGAAGAGCCAGACACUGUGACCCUUACUCAAGAGGAGGCCAUACUUGCCAUG
Molecule: messenger RNA, 762 nt
Organism: Gekko japonicus
Lineage: Eukaryota; Metazoa; Chordata; Lepidosauria; Squamata; Gekkonidae
Exons: 4
Biological process (GO): positive regulation of canonical NF-kappaB signal transduction
Cellular component (GO): cytoplasm; IkappaB kinase complex; nucleus
Molecular function (GO): K63-linked polyubiquitin modification-dependent protein binding
Source: RefSeq, a predicted model, not a curated record